Eleginops maclovinus (Patagonian blennie) is the source of this 1521-nucleotide messenger RNA. RefSeq names its product formin-binding protein 1-like. Bases 175 to 1521 code for a protein of 448 amino acids. The transcript is spliced from 14 exons. Lineage: Eukaryota; Metazoa; Chordata; Actinopteri; Perciformes; Eleginopidae. The record is from RefSeq and is a predicted model, not a curated record.
CAUACACACAGACACACACACACACACACACACACACACACACACACACACACACACACACACACACACACACACACACACACACACACACAGACAGGCGGUGUAACGGGAGGAUGCGCGCGGCGGGCAGCUUGCGGUGAUCGACGGGGUCUUCGGGAGCAUCGCGCGGACAUCAUGAGCUGUAACUGGGGCACCGAGCUGUGGGAUCAGUUCGAUAACUUAGAGAAGCACACCAGCUGGGGGAUCGACUUCUUGGAGAAAUACAGCAAGUUCCUGAGAGAGAGGGCCGACAUCGAGCUGAGCUACGCCAAGCAGAUCAGGAGCCUGUCUAAGAAGUACCACCCGAAGAGGAGCAGAGAGGAUGAGAGCAGAUACAGCUGGUGUCUGGCAUUUGCAGCGACUCUCCGGCAGCUGAAUGAUCUCUCGGUUCAGAGAGAAGAGUUCGCUGAAAACCUGAACACACAGAUCGUCUCUGAACUGACACGAUACACACAGGAAGUGAAGACUGAGAGGAAGAAUAAUUUCCAAGAUGGACGGCGUGCACAGCAGCACAUCGAGAGCUCCUGGAAACAACUGGAGUCUAGUAAGCGCCGGUUUGAGCGAGACUGCAAGGAGGCGGAGCGAGCCCAACAGGUGUCCGACAGAAUCGACAUCGACAACAAGACCGAGGGAGAGAAGCGCUGCUCACUAAAGGCUCGUCAGACGGCUCAACAGAAAAAACAAGCUGCCGAGGAGUCCAGGAAAGAUUAUGUGACCAGUCUCAAGCAGUUCAACCAGGACCAGCACCAGCACUACCACACACUGGUACCAGUUAUAUACCAGCGUGUCCAGGACAUGGAGGAGCGGCGCAUCGAGAGGAUCUGUGAGGCGAUGCGCUCGUCAGCCGAAGCGGAGAGGAAGGGCCUCCCUGCCGCAGGCCGCUGUCUGGAGGUCAUGAUGGAGGCAGCGGAGGGCAUCCAGCCCCGCAUGGACACCCGGCAGGUGGUGGAGGUGUAUAAGUCGGGCUUCGACCCCCCAGGUGAUGUGGAGUUUGAGGACUACAGUGCCUCCAUGAGGAGGAGCAUCUCUGAGUCCAGUUACCUGGACAACAGGACGGAGGGGCGGAGACAAAGCAGGAAGCUGUGGCCCUUCAUACGGAAAAACAAGCUGCUCACCCUCCUGUCCUCCCCCCGCCAGCCUCCCCCUCCUCCCCCAACCUCACCUUCACCUGGGGGUGUGGCCAGCAGUCCCCAGUCUCCGCCCACUGCCUCCAGAGAACCAAUCACACAGCGGCUCAAUGACCUAAUGACCUCCGGCUCCAGAACCAGGAAGCAGUGUCUGCGUAGCCUCAAGAGAGGGCUGUCACUCAAACUGGGCUCUGGUCCUGCAGACUGCAGUCAUCUUCCUCCUGAACAAAGAAGAAAGAAGCUUCAGAGCAGGAUGAACAACAUCAACCAGGAGAUCCAGAGAGAGAGGGAGCAGAGGAUCCUGGUCCCUUUAGUGAGGCCGUACCUGAGUGCGAGUUUGGCAGUCUUACCAUAA